AUGCGCAAGAUUAUCUUUACAACUCCACUUACACCUGAGACAUUUUGUUAUGAAAGUAAAGUAAAACGGCGCAAGACUAUUAAAAACUCUCAAGUGCUGCACCAUAAAGUUCAGCAAAAAUCUCAACUUACUGUAAAUGCAAACCCGAUUGAAACUUUGAGUAAAAUGGUUGAACAAAGUAUGAAUAUAGAGAGACAAGGAAUCUUGUCACAAGAGUUAUUAACUUAUGAGAAUAGGUGUAUAUUUUAUAAUAAUUUUUCAUAUAUUAGAGCUAUGCGUAGAAUGGGUAAUAAAGAUUAUUGGAGUACUUACAAAGUAAAUAAACUUGGUCACUAUCCGCCUAUUUCCAAAUUUACUCGCAAACACAAUGGUAUUGCAUAUCAGAUUCCUGAUAAAUAUGAGAUUGAAACUAGUUUAGCAGGAUUGUCUAUAAGAUGUAAAACUCAAUAUCAGCAAGCUGGUAAUAUUAAUUAUACGAUUAGUUGGAUAGAUUCUUGUAGUAAUACAUUAUCAAGCAGUAGUACAACUUCUGCAAGUAAUGUUGGUGCUAAUAUAGUAAAUCUUGAAUUAGUAAAACUUAAAAUUGCGGAUCAAGAUAUAACUCUUAAUUAUCAACAUAAAAAUAAAGAUAAACAAUAUUAUAACUCUCUUGUUUGGAUAUGUGAUAAAACAUCAAUUUCCCAUAAUAGAUACCGAAAAUUGGUAACUGUAGAUACAAAUAUGGUUCAAGAAUAUUUAGUUGAACAGCAACGUGAAGAUAUUAAUAGCAAAAUGAAGCAACAUUUACCAAUAGCUUUAUUUAAUAUCAAUCAAGUAUUAGAGCUUGAGAAAGAUAUUGUAGAAAUUUGA
Messenger RNA from Dentiscutata heterogama, 849 nucleotides. Lineage: Eukaryota; Fungi; Glomeromycota; Glomeromycetes; Diversisporales; Gigasporaceae. The record is from the annotation of a GenBank genome assembly.